Orcinus orca (killer whale) is the source of this 6117-nucleotide messenger RNA. It is a transcript of the gene LPGAT1, whose product is annotated as lysophosphatidylglycerol acyltransferase 1. The transcript has 9 exons. Gene Ontology annotation, molecular function: acyltransferase activity. The coding region runs from base 210 to 1472 and encodes 420 amino acids. The record is from RefSeq and is a predicted model, not a curated record. Lineage: Eukaryota; Metazoa; Chordata; Mammalia; Artiodactyla; Delphinidae. Gene Ontology annotation, cellular component: endomembrane system.
CUCGGCACCGCCGUGGACGGGGCGCGGGGCGCGCCGCAGCCGGAGCGGGGCCGGGCCCCGCCGCUCCUCCUUCCGCCUGCCAUGCAUUCUUCCGGCUCCUCUGGCUCCCGUAGCCCCAGCCGGGGCCGGGCCAGCCCGAGGCAGCCGCGAGGGGAGUAGGGCGUCCGCGCGCCCGCUCGCGCCGCGCCUCGGCCGCCGCUGCCGGGUCCAUGACCGCGACCCCUCGGCCGGGGACACCCGCCGCCGCCGCCGCGCAGCACCGCGUCCCGGGCCGCCGACCCCCGGCCCCACCGUCUCCCGCGCUCCACCGCCCGCCGCCCGCGCCCGCCGAGAAAGACAGGACAGUCUCCAAUGUGAGAAUGGCUGUGACUUUGGAAGAAGCUCCGUGGCUGGGCUGGAUCUUGGUGAAAGCCCUGAUGAGAUUUGCCUUCAUGGUCGCCAACAACCUGGUUGCUAUUUCCUCCUACAUCUGCUAUGUAAUUGUGCUUCAGCCCCUUCGACUGCUGGACAGUAAGCGGUUCUGGUAUAUUGAAGGAAUCAUGUACAAAUGGCUUUUAGGAAUGGUGGCUUCUUGGGGAUGGUAUGCUGGAUAUACAGUGAUGGAAUGGGGGGAAGAUAUUAAAGCAAUUUCAAAAGAUGAAGCAGUAAUGUUGGUGAAUCAUCAGGCAACAGGAGAUGUGUGUACUUUGAUGAUGUGCCUCCAGGACAAAGGACUGGUUGUUGCUCAAAUGAUGUGGUUGAUGGAUCAUAUUUUUAAGUACACAAACUUUGGAAUUGUUUCUCUAAUUCACGGAGACUUCUUUAUCAGACAGGGAAAAUCUCAUCGUGACCAACAGCUUCUUCUUCUCAAGAAGCAUCUAGAAAAUAAUUACAGGAACAGAGAUCGAAAAUGGAUUGUUCUGUUUCCAGAAGGGGGCUUCCUCAGGAAGAGGCGAGAAACCAGUCAGGCAUUUGCCAAGAAAAAUAACUUGCCAUUUCUUACACAUGUCACUUUGCCAAGGAUUGGGGCAACAAAAAUUAUUCUGAAUGCACUUGUAGCACGACAGGAAAAUGGAAGUCCAGCAGGAGGAGAUGCUAAGGAAUUAGACAGCCGAUCGAAAGGCCUCCAGUGGAUAAUAGAUACAACCAUAGCUUAUCCCAAAGCUGAACCCAUAGAUAUUCAAACCUGGAUCCUUGGAUACAGGAAACCAGUAGUCACACAUGUACAUUACAGGAUCUUUCCAAUUAAAGAUAUACCCCUGGAGACUGAUAACCUUGCUGACUGGCUCUAUCAGCGUUUUAUUGAAAAAGAGGACCUCUUAUCACAUUUUUAUGAAACAGGGGCUUUUCCACCUCCCAAGGGCCAUGAGGAAGCUGUUUCCAGGGAAAUGACGCUCAGCAAUACGUGGCUAUUUCUUAUACAGUCUUUUGCAUUUUUGUCAGGCUAUAUGUGGUACAGCAUCUUUCAGUAUUUUUACCAUUGCCUGUUUUAGGAAUUGACUUGGACUUGUCAAGGUCACCACAGGAGCUUGGACUUUCAUAAGCGUGCAUUGUUUUACAUGUACAAAUCAGAAUAUAAAAAAAAAAAGGAAAAGGAAAUUCAAUGGAUGGAUUAAUAUUUAUCCCCCUUUGGGAUAUUUUAAAACUCUACUAAAAUGAGGAUCAAUAAUAUAAUGACCUGCAAAUAUGUUUUAAGGACUUUUCAUGUUUUAAAAAGAUACACUCCACCACACAUUUAAGCAAACAUCACUUUUGGAGAAGAGGAAAUCAUAAAAUCAUCCUAGAAGACUCUCUGAGACAAAUUCUGUUGCCACCAGAUAUACCUGUUAAUCUAGUUCAAGCUCAGAAAGUUGUACGCAUCCGUUCCUUUUAGCUAGUAGUCUCUGUUAGGCAGUGCUGUAGAGCGCCCUCAUCUCCACCAACUCUUGCUGUGUUACUGGUAACCUCGAGGGGAGCUGGUUGGCACCUUCUGAAGAACUCUUUCCCUGUUGUUCGCAGCGACACUCCGGUCCUCCACAGCUACAUGAAGUUCGGUGUCAAGCAUACUCUGGGGGGCAAAGCAGUGUCCACUGGACAUAUUCUGGUACUAGAAUGUGUUCUUCAGAAAGACCAGCUCAGUCCAAUGCUGUGUUUACAUGCACUAGUGCUUCCCCUUGUAUAAGGGGUGGGUCAUUUGAUUUAUCUUCUUGUAUAGAAGACAUAUCAUAGGUUGAUGAUUGUCUUUUACAAAAUGCACUUUUAUCAGAUGCAUAUAUAGCAAAGGAUUAGUACUAUAACCUAAAAACAAACAUAAGCAUAAUCAGUGAGUGGGAUUUUUGAGAGGCUGCCUGUCUGCACGUGGAUCUGUGCUCUGGCGCUCUCCAGCGCUGCCUGCAUUGGGCACCAACCACACCGAGGCUUCCGUCCCACUCAGAGCCUUUUUUUUUUUUUCCCUCCAUUUUGCAUAUUAGCAUUAAAUGCAUAUGGGGAUGGUUGAAACAAAUUAAGGUAAGACAUUUGAAUGAUCAAUUUAAGGUGAAAUAGACUAGUUUAUUAGAAAAAUAAGAGAUAAGCCAGGCGCUGGCUUCCAGUGGUGACAAGUUCUCACAUGGCACCCCCGGAACCUGUGUUCCCUUAGCACAUCAAGGAGCUGCCCAUGUCAGAGUGGUGUAACCAGGAGAGAGACCAGCAAAAGGGCUUCUCAGUCUCUUCCAAUUGCCUUUGGAAAGGAUAAAGUCAAGUUUUUAUUUCUAGAAAACUUCUUUUUCUUAAAUUUGUCACUAUGUUCAUGUGAUUGACCUCAUAGUAGAACCAAACACUUCUCAAAAAGUGCUGGCAUGCCAUCAGCCCAUCACCUGCACUCCCAGUGUUGAGAGAGAGGCUAUUUUUUGGCUUGGGACUAUAAAACUAUUUAGAUCCUAGUGAGUCAGUGGUAGUUAUCUGUGAUGUGAGCAUUGUAGGUUCCCCUAUCGCCACUAAUCGUACAAAUGACAAUUUUGAGAAGUAGCCAGAAAAUAAAAGUAAAGGCUAGUGUUAUCUUUUUUUCAAUAAACCAAAAAAAACUGGAAAGAUGUGAAUUUUCUCCCAGUUAUGUGGGAAAGGCAAAGCAACACCAAAUCAAAGCCCACAGCAUCUUCAUCUUUAGGGUUAAUUCAAUGCCUAUGUGAAAUAGAAUGAUGCGUUACCUGAAAUACCUCAUUGAAUAUUAGACUACUACUGGUGAAAUGCAGAAGAUAGUGUUAAUGUGUUUAGUUUGGUAAUGGUUGUUAUAAGAUGCAGUUUUUUUGAAAUCUAAGCAUUUCCUUAUGUGUUUUACAGUGACAGUGAAUAGGUGAAGCCAAUCUCAAUAUAGAGGUAUGGAUAAUGAUAGGAAGACGGAUAGAAGCUUAAAGAUGCUUUUGUUCGAGGCCCAGCAAACACCGCUUGACAAGAUGAAUUGAAAUUGUUCAUUUGAGAGAUUAGUCAGCCAUCUGGAGGAUAAGUUGCUCACUGUCGAGUAUGGCACGCACAGUCCUAGCCAAUAGACCUUUUCCUCGUUGCUAAGCAAGCCGCAGAUAGCGUGGCCAGUUCUCCCAUCCAAGAAAAUAAAAAAAGAGAGAGGAAUGCAUACAUGCAUAUAUAAAUGUGGUUUAGGGCCACUUUUGCCAUCACUGUGCUCCAAAGGAACGUGGUAUUGUUUAAUAUACUGUAUAUGUUAAACAGACUAUUAUGUAAGAUGCUUUACUUUUCCAGUGCAGUCAUUUCAACAGUCUGUAGAGUGACAAAUACCAGUAGAUGUGUGAGUUAACUUUUGAAAAUAGAUCUGUGAGUUGUAAAUAGAUGUGUAUUUGAUCUGCCCUAUCCCUCUUUGAUCCUUCAUCAACAUGUUCUCUCUCUUCUGUUGGCAAAAUGUUUGAGAGCAUUGAUAGUGCUUUCCGUUAUCAGUAACUGGAGUUCUCCUGCUUGUACUAGAGAAUGUAAAGAGAGAAUCCAUGUUUUUAUAUGGCAAUCAGGGAAGCAGCAAUAUGCCACUGUACAGAACUGAAUUAAAAGUCCUAAUUUGUAUUUUCUUUGCAAAGUGAGAUCAAAGGAUGUUUAGAAAAUAUACAUUUUGUCAAGGGGAAAGAAAAUAAAACUGUGCCAAUUUUAUGCCUUGUAGAAUCUCAGCACUUCUUGGUCUCAGCUGAUCUGCCUAGAUUCACACAGCAGAGAGGGUUGAGAACUCCCUGCUGGACCCUGGUCUCAACGAGUCGCAGUGAGGGGAGCAUCUGCUUGGCCACAGGCAGGCGCAGUGACUACAGAAGUGACCACCCCAGCAGUUCAUGCUUAACUUCAGAAACUCUCAUUGGUGUUGAAAUAUACAGAUAUUGUGGAGAAACCUAUAUGCCAGUAGAAGGUAAAGGAAAAUUACAGAAUGGAAAAUGAUGUUUUGGGUGGGCAAACGAGUUGAGAAUCUAAAUAGUAGAUUUUUUUUAAAGCUAGCUCUGAGUUCAGAUCUGUCAUGUUAUUAAGUAGUUGUUAAUAUUACAACCAACCCUUAAUUUUCCACAGUAAAAGAACUAGAGAUUACUGGAUAGUUAAUCCAGUAAUAAGUCAUAGUAAGCCAAAAAUCUAAUUGUAUUUAGGUGUUUGAGUUUUUAUUAUCAUCAAACUUUUUUUCUUCUAGGGAUGCAUAUUAAUUUAAAAAAAUGAUUUGAGUUUAUUAGUUUCUAUUGCCUACAUAUUUAUGACUGUUAAUGAGUAGUGAAAAGAUUUGGAAAGACAGCUUCAGGAAGAGGAAACACAAAAGCCUAAAUAAUCCAUGGGCUAGAAAAGGAAUCCAUGAAUAAUCAAGAGUUGGCGGUAUUGUAAUUUUUCUCGAGCCUUUUUGUGAAAAUGAAACGUUAAAUCACCAAAUGUAAACCUCAGAACAUCCCUGUAGCGUUAAUAGUGUUUGGAUUAGUGUUAAGAAUGCCUCUCAUUCUUUGCUCACGUUACUCACUUCUGGUGGAUUUGUCUUAGUAACGUUUCUUGACAAUCACUUCCCUACAGACUGUUCUGAACUAUUGGGACCUGGUUAUAAUCGUAGAAAGUUAAUCAUGGAUAGCCUUAUUGGAUUCUUUUUAUAUUUAAGAAAAUUUUAUUUGCAUUGCUGAAUAGGAAGAGUCAGCUAUUUCCUUCAUUACAUAGGACCUCCUUCCAGAGUUACCAUUAUGAGUAUGUCAGCUCUGGUCCACAAAGGAUGGAUAAAAAUGGUUCUUCUUAUUUUUUUGCAAUGUAGUGCUGUGAAUUUUACAUCUGUUAACAUGAAAGGCAAAGGCAAAGCCACCCUGGGCAGCAAGUAUACUGGUUCACUUUAUAGAGACUAAUACCUUUGGGACCAAAACCACCUAAAUUGGACAUUUCUCAGUCACAGAGGGGCCAGAUGUUCUCUGGAACAGUCGCUGGUUGGUGCUUUAUUGUAAUCAUUUUGCAUUGGUACCCAACAAUUAGGAACUGGACCCUGGGGAUAAGCUGAGGGUGCUGAACUGUUGGGGAAGGCUGACUGUAGCUAUAUGGAAAAUAAAAUAAGGGUUUUUCUGCAAAUUUCCAUUUGAGGAUUUUUACAUUUAAUAUUUUUUUAAAACAGUUAAAAGAGCAAAAAAAAGUUUUAAGUGUAAUCUACUUGCGAGGUAUGCACACAUAUUUUGAAUGGCUUUAUUUUUAUUGUGUAAAACUGUUGAACACAUGACUGUGAUGCACAAAUUCUUUACAUGUAAGGAGUCUAUGCAUUUUACAGUAACUCAUUUCAUGAUUGGGUAAUGAAACAGUUGUACAUUGAAUUGCCAUUGUUGUAUUAAGUGCUUUCAUUUUCUUUACAGUUAUUACAAAGUUGUAUUUAUUUUAUACAGGUGGAUUUUCAUUUUCCUGAUGCCAUAAUGUUUACUUUAGCUUGUUGACCUGUCUUUCUUUGUGUAUCUGCAUGUUGUAAUAUAUGAUAAGAAUGAAUGUAAAGGCUGUGGCAACUGUAAUUAAAUUUUGCAAAGGGCUGGUCACAUGUGGAUCUGGUUUAUGAACGCAUUUGGGAUUAUUUUCGUAACCAGAUCACCUUUUCAGAAAUUUAGAUGUGAACACCAAAAGAAGCAUUUUCUCAACAAAAAUUAAUAGCUGGUUCUAUUUUUUUUAACCUAGAAAAAAUAAAGUUGAUUUUUUUCAAGUAAA